Messenger RNA from Trypanosoma brucei brucei TREU927, 570 nucleotides. Its product is annotated as ADP-ribosylation factor, putative. The record is from RefSeq and is a predicted model, not a curated record. Lineage: Eukaryota; Euglenozoa; Kinetoplastea; Trypanosomatida; Trypanosomatidae. Gene Ontology annotation, cellular component: axoneme; cytoplasm. The transcript has a single exon. The coding region runs from base 1 to 570 and encodes 189 amino acids. Gene Ontology annotation, biological process: cilium assembly; intracellular protein transport; vesicle-mediated transport. Gene Ontology annotation, molecular function: GTPase activity; GTP binding.
AUGGGACAAUCCAAAACGAAGCUGCAAGUCGUCAUGUGCGGGCUAGAUAACAGUGGGAAAACUACAAUUAUUAACCAAGUGAAACCAGCACAGUCAUCUAGCAAGCAUAUCACUGCCACUGUAGGAUACAAUGUUGAAACUUUCGAAAAGGGUCGUGUGGCCUUCACCGUCUUUGACAUGGGUGGUGCGAAGAAGUUCCGCGGGUUGUGGGAGACAUACUACGACAAUAUUGAUGCGGUCAUAUUUGUUGUAGAUAGCAGCGACCACUUGCGGCUUUGCGUAGUGAAGUCGGAGAUUCAGGCCAUGCUCAAGCACGAGGACAUCAGACGUGAGCUACCGGGUGGCGGUCGGGUGCCGUUUCUAUUUUUUGCCAAUAAAAUGGAUGCUGCCGGUGCCAAAACGGCCGCGGAACUUGUGGAAAUUUUGGAUCUUACGACUCUGAUGGGGGACCAUCCGUUUGUUAUAUUUGCCUCGAAUGCACUGAAAGGAACAGGUGUGCACGAAGGUUUCAGUUGGCUUCAGGAGACUGCGUCGCGACAGAGUGGCAAAGCUGGGACGAAGAGGGGCUGA